AACACUAUGAACAUAAUGUAGAAUACAAGCAUAGUUCUUGAACUUAUAGCUGAGUUUUGUACAAGGACAUGAAAACCUUAGCGCUUACGCUCAAAAACAAAGCAAUAUUGUGGGAAAACAAUAACAAGUUGAAUCAGCACCACCUCGAGGUUCCUGGGAUAGGGAAAGUACCGUGAUGUUACUUCCUGUUACUAUUAAUGCUACACAACAUCAAGUGAAAUUACAAUACUUUCGUUAUGACAUUGUUUUUCCCUCUAGUAAUACCGAUGGAUACACACUAAUUAUCUUGGAUAUGGCCGCAGAAAACUACGGGAAUCCUACGGAACAACAGCUCAAUGAUAUCAAUGAUAUUAUUGCACCUUUUUUAGACGAUACCAACGAAGAAAAGAUUGAAGAUCUAAGCCUUUAUACCGUUGAACCAGACGUCCAGUUUGAAGUGUUCGAUCUCAAAGACAUUUAUGACAAAGUCCAAAAGAAAACCGCCGAAGGUUCCGAGCAACGCAUCGCCAAUGGCGUCGUCAAUAUGGCUGCUACAGCAACGGCACAGAUCUCAGCUGUCAGAGUUUUCGUCAGAAGAAAUGAGAAAGCUGCUUUGAAAACAAAUGACAGAAUAGGCACUGUGGAACUACCCGUUACCGCGGUAAAAACUGAUUCCGAGGACUUCAACAAAACAAGAUUCUCAGUUAACCUGGAUUCUGUGUAUAAGAAUGAAGAUGGUUCUUAUGUGUACUGGUUAGACAGAGUUGAAGUGGAGGAGAGAAAUAUCUGGGAAUUAGCAAUCUACGUUGAGCUGAUUGAUGGGACACAGAAGACGUUUCUGUCAAAAACGUUUCGAAUUCGAACAAAACCAAGACCAAGCGCAAAGAAAUCUGAACCAUCUGCAGAGAGCACCGCAGGACAAGCUUUUAACACUAUGAAUGAUUCUCAACGCAAUGAAGCGUCUCCCCCACCAAUGUUAUACCAGGAAAGUGACCCACUCUUUGGUCCCUCUGGUAACAAGAGAAAGCGAUCAAGUCCUAGUGUUGGUAGUUACGGAGCAGUCCAAUCGCCAUUCUCUAUUCAGUCGGGACCUGCAGCGUCUCCACUCUCGGCUAAUGGCAAUGCUGGAUAUGCACAGUCUGUCAAUAGUAACGACGUUAUUCUUACCGACUAUCUUGAAGCACAACGCGCACAGAUCCAGCAUCUAAAGGUCCAGAAAAUGAUCUCUUCUCCUAAUGCUGAUAUUGCUUAUCACCUGAAACUUGAAGGCCCUUACUACAGAAACCACAAUCUAGAAGAAGGUGACGUCAUGGGAUUCUUUCAAAACAAGACCACCGGGGAAACUGAGAUCUCUCGUCUUACGCCAUCAAAUGCGAGGGAAGCCAGAAUGGCGGGAGUCAUCAGCCGUUCUGCGUAUCUCCAUGGAAACGUUCCGGUAGAAGGCAUUGAACGAACCGACACAGUUUGUGUCAUUGGAAUCGUAAAAGUCAAGGUAGCUGGACCGGUACAAAAUGGAGAACGAAUUUACGCUUCCUUUGACGUCGCCGGCGUGGGAAUCCCUGAAACUCAAAUACCACUGAGGCCGUCCGGGGGAAUCAGUCCUAUCUUACUUGGGCAAGCAUUGGAAAGCUCUCAAUCGUCAAAACUUGAUACCAUCCAUCCUGUGAAGUGCUUCGUGUCUGUUGUACUGGGAAUACAAUCUCGUGAAGUGUCUCAUGCCGUGGAUAAUGUACAGCGACAUAUGCAGAGGAAAAUCGCAGAUGCGAUAAGACUAGAGAAGAGAAAGUUUUACAAAGGUAUCCUUUGGAAAGGAUCGAUCGUUAUCUUAUUCUUGGUUCUUCUCACCUACUUCCUCUACGAGAUAUUCUGUCCCGGGAGUUUAUUUCGCUAUUGGCUGUGCAAACGAGGAUCCAUCCCUAACCAUGAAAUGUGGUUUACGUAUCAUACAUUCGACGAACAGACCCCUAGAGUUCAUGGGGUAGAGUUUGAGUGGCCCGUUCUGAAAAGGAAGCUUCACCUUGAGUUUAAAAAGAAGAACGCCUCAGGGAUGCGAUACUACCUUAACCUGGACAGAUGUGCGUAUGGAGGUGUAGUCGCUGUAGCAUCUCUUAUUGAUCACAAGAAACAAGUGCGAGGUGCUGAAAUAUUCUCUACUAACUCCUCGUGUGAUGUAGCUUUGUAUGAGUUCGAUGGAGAUUGGCGUCCUUACAAAACUGGCAGAAAUUUUGUUUGCAAACCAUAAUUACACUCACAACAUUCAAACCCAAACACGCUAAGUUGAAGUUGGGUCUGGGAGUUAAUCAGCCCACAAGCUGCUUCAGGGUUCGAUAAAAUAUACCUUAAGUGUGUUAAAUGUAGUCAAGAGAAUAUGAACUAAGAGAAGGAAUCCUACCUAUAUAGCCUUGUAACCAUCAUGUGCACAGUUUGAUGCUAUUUUUAGCUUGGAGAUAUUUUGAGCGAAGAACCUGAUUGGUUGAUUUCUU
Molecule: messenger RNA, 2462 nt
Organism: Actinia tenebrosa (Australian red waratah sea anemone)
Lineage: Eukaryota; Metazoa; Cnidaria; Anthozoa; Actiniaria; Actiniidae
Source: RefSeq, a predicted model, not a curated record